Lachancea thermotolerans CBS 6340 is the source of this 1029-nucleotide messenger RNA. RefSeq names its product Aha1p (gene AHA1). Lineage: Eukaryota; Fungi; Ascomycota; Saccharomycetes; Saccharomycetales; Saccharomycetaceae. The coding region runs from base 1 to 1029 and encodes 342 amino acids. Gene Ontology annotation, biological process: protein folding; positive regulation of ATP-dependent activity. The record is from RefSeq and is a predicted model, not a curated record. The transcript has a single exon. Gene Ontology annotation, cellular component: cytosol. Gene Ontology annotation, molecular function: ATPase activator activity; protein-folding chaperone binding.
AUGGCAGUACACAACCCUAACAACUGGCACUGGGUCGACAAGAAUUGUCUUGACUGGGCUCGCAAAUACUUCAAUGAGCAUCUAGUUGGUUUGAAAACAAGCGAGCGUGAUGGUAAGCAGGCUGAAAUCACAUCCGUCUCGUCCAUGGAAGGAGACUGCGAAGUGAGCCAAAGAAAGGGCAAGGUCAUCUCGCUCUUUGAUCUCAAACUAGUGAUGAUGGUCAGCGGUCAUGUUGGAGAUGAGAAAUUCGAAGGCAGCAUCACAGUUCCCGAAGUGGCUUUUGACUCAGAGAAAGAUGACUAUCAGUUUGAUGUGUCGAUUUACAAGGAAACCGGAAAGCUGAGCGAGAUCAAGCCUGUGAUCAAAGAGGAGUUGUUGCCUCAGUUGAGAGAUGUUUUCUAUGGAUUCGGACCGGAACUUCUGAAAACUCAUGCUAACGAUAUUCAAGUGCCAGCCGACCAGGUAAACUCUCAGUUCACCAAAGGCAAUUUACAAAGCGGCCUAGCCUCUUCGGGUUCAAAGGGAAAGGAUCCGCAGGUGUCUUCCAAGACCGUGACUUCGAAGACCGAAGUGGCCACCUCUUCGACCUCGGGAGCCCCUAAGUACAACACAACUACUUUGCAUCUAGAGCCAACUUUCAAUGUUCCCGCAAUUGAACUCUAUCAAACUUUCAUUGACAAGCAGCGCAUCCAAGCAUGGUCACGCUCUCCUCUCCAGAGCAACUCACCCAAAAGCGUUUUGGAAAAAGGCGACGAGGUCACACUAUUUGGUGGCAACAUCACCAGCAAACUCGUUGAGCUGGAAGCUGGGAAGCGUUUAGUUUUCGAGUGGCGUUUGAAUGAUUGGCGCCAGGGUCAUUACAGCCGUAUGGCUAUGGAGUUCCACGAAUCUAAAGAAUACCACGAGACGAAACUACAGGUUACUUGGAGUGGUGUUCCAAUUGGCGAGGAGGACAAGGCUAAGGGCAACUUUAUGGAUUAUUACGUUAGAAGCAUUAAGUUGACUUUCGGAUUCGGAGCAGUCUUGUGA